AGUGAGGAAGGAGAAUGUUUCUCUCUGCCUACAGUGAGUGUUCUUAUUCCACUAACCUCCUUAACAGGACUCUUCUACUCUGCCUCUGUGGAGGAAAACUUCCCACAGGGCUGGACUAGCACAGCCAGCCUUUGCUUUUACAGUCUGCUCUUGCCCAUCACCAUACGAGUGUAUGUGUUCUUCCACCUUUGGACUUGGAUGGGUAUUAAGCUCUUCAGGCAUAAUUAAGGCAACCAUAGCCAAGAUGGCUUAUGUAUUAAGUCUCAAGCAUCUGUCUCUGAAAGCUCAAUUCAAUGGACACACUGGAGACCCACUGGAGACCCAUUUAGUUUGGAGGAAAGUUGCUUUGCCUUGCUUAAUUCAGGUUUAGGACUAAGAGGCUUAAGCUGCAGAAACUUUGGUUGUACUUCUGUUCUGCCCUUUUUGAAGAUUCUGACUGCUGUAUCAGAGAAACAUUUCAAUAAAAUGUCUUGAUGGAGAUUAACUCCCCUAAUCAUGAAAAACAAAAAGAAGAAGAAGAGCAGGGCUCAGAUGAGGGCUCAGAUGAUGCUCCGCUGGGAUUAAGGCAAGGAGAACCUCCAGUUCUGUCAGACCUUCCCAAGAAACCAGGGACACAAAAUCCAGGAAAUGAGAACUUGUGGCAUCCGGUACCAACUGGGACCCCUUCAUUCCCCAUCUCUCUGCCCUUGAGUUUCCUGCACCCAGUUUCUAAACUGUUCUCCUUGUACCCGUAGCCAUCUCAUUGGCUUCCCACCACCUCCCUGCAAGCUCAUUCUCCUCUCAUACACACCAGGACUCUAUCUGCCAUGGUAGCUCCUCUGUUUAUCUCAAGUUCCCAGGGUCACCACUAGCCAAACAACAAAGCCAGGCCAGGGAGAACUCGGCUCCAGACUCAAACUGGUCCCUCGGGGACAGGUCUCCAAACCAAGGAGGCAGCUCAAAGGUAGGCUGUCCCAUGAAUUGGGCUCUUGCUUCAGGCCCUGACAACCCAAGUUUCAAGAGCAGAGAGAAAGGACACAAGAUCUGCCCAUAGCUUGGCAAGAGUCCCUACUAUUGAGACAGCUUUGCCCAGGAGCCUUGGGAAUCAAAGGCCCAGCUGCAAAAAGGUGGGGAAGAUUUUUGAGGCCCCCAGGAUGGGAGCCAGAGGCUUGGGCUUCUGGUCCUCCCUGUGACUCUCAUCAGCCAGGUAGAGCCUGGCCCUGAGCCCUCAGGCUGAGGACUGAGGUCCCUAAAUUUCCCCACCAGAGGGCUGUGUUUCUCUCCCAGAAGUUAGUGACCCAUACCUCUCCCAAGAUUCUACCAACAAAAGGAAGUGAACAUUUACUCUGGGCCAAGCCCCAAGCCAGAAACAUUGUCAGCAGGUGCCUAGCACCUGUCUGUCUGAGGCCAGUGGGAGUGUAUUUAUCUAAUGUGUAAUUAUGUACUUAUGGCAUCCAAAAUGUAAAAGAAAGGAACGCCAGUUCUGACUCUGGAGCUGUGGAAGGUGAUGAGUGAGCAGUGAGGGUGUGGAGCUGGAGGGCAGCCAGGUCACAGACAAGGUCCUGUGAGAAGGAUGUCAGGGCAAAGUGCAGAUGCCUCCAUACGGAAAAGAUCGCUGGCAGCCCAUAUUUUGCAGUGGAGAAGUAAAGGGCCCUUUAAAUGGUACCCAGUUAAUUCUGCGAGUAUGGAGGGCAGGGGUUUCAGGACAGAUGCUGGUGAAUGAAGUAGGGAUGAUUUUAAAGGAAACAAAACCCCCAAUAUCCCUCUCAUUUCAAGAUCUGUUUUAGAGACAACAAGCUAAGGAAUGUAAAACUCUAAUUCUGUUGCCAGGCCCCAGCAGAGAAGAAAAAAAAUUUUUAGGACCAAUAGGCUUUUGG
This is a messenger RNA of Heterocephalus glaber (naked mole-rat), 1856 nucleotides long. RefSeq names its product phosphatidylinositol N-acetylglucosaminyltransferase subunit Y-like. NCBI's taxonomy places the organism in Eukaryota, Metazoa, Chordata, Mammalia, Rodentia, Bathyergidae. Gene Ontology annotation, biological process: GPI anchor biosynthetic process. Gene Ontology annotation, cellular component: glycosylphosphatidylinositol-N-acetylglucosaminyltransferase (GPI-GnT) complex. The record is from RefSeq and is a predicted model, not a curated record.